Messenger RNA from Entrophospora candida, 527 nucleotides. NCBI's taxonomy places the organism in Eukaryota, Fungi, Glomeromycota, Glomeromycetes, Entrophosporales, Entrophosporaceae. The record is from the annotation of a GenBank genome assembly.
AAAAUAAUACAAAUUCUUUAAAUAAUUUUCAAGUGUUAAGAAAUAUAACAAGUAUCAAAACAAGGUGGAAUUCAUCAUAUAUUUCAUGGUCUCGGCUUCUAAUACUUCGUAAGUCAAUACAAUGGCUUGCUGACACCUUACCUUACGAAACAAAUAAUGAUUCAAAAAAGGAUGCACGUCGUUUAAAACAAUGUUUGUUGCAAGAUUAUGAAUGGGACCUUCUGGAAAAAGUUUUGUUAUUGCUAAAACCAUUUGAAGAAGCCACAACAUUUUUUUCUGGUGCACAAUAUCCAACAUUGUCUCUUAUGUAUCCUACAAUCCAAAAAUUAAAAAUUAAAUAUGCUUGUGAUGUAACAGGUAGAAAUAGAAAAGAUGAUAAUGACAAUGAUGAAUUAAUUUCAUCUGAUGAUGAAACUGAUAUUGAUGGUAAUUGUGAUUAUUAUCAUGGAGAAAGUCAAAAAAAAUCCAAUCCACCACCAAGACCCAAUCUAAAUAAUAUAGCCAUGAUAUUUCAACAAAAAAUAUGA